AUGCGUCGUACCUUUUGUCGUUUUUCUACUCUUGUGAAAAUAGGCCGCGGUGCGGAAAAUGUAACGGAAACGGCUAGUAAUGCGUUAUUAGAGGCCCUACAAGUACAUGGUUACUGUUAUGUGCAGCAUCCAUUUAUUCAAAAAGAGAUAUUGGAUCAACUUCAUCGCGAUAGUCGUCAGUUCUUUGAGCGUUACAUUCUUGAUCUCCCCCCUGCGGUGGCGACGCCGAGUCCCGCUGGUGGGAAGCGCCCCGCCCCGCGAACGGAUAUUCUUCCCAUGACUCCGCACGAGUUGGAGAAACUCACGACGCCGUCUGGUUUCCGCGGGUACUACCGCUACGUUGGGGCGAGUGGGGUGGACGAUGCGAUUGAGUGCUUCUCCGUCGGCCGCGAGGUGCCCAACCCGGCGGAGCUGCGGGAGCCGUACUACCGGCUGAGCGGCUGGGCCCCGGCGGAGUACACGCCGCUGAUUGCGCGGCCGACGCCGUGGGAGGUGCUGCUCGAGCACCCGUGCGCAGGCGGCGGGCGGGGGAGCGACACGUUCAUGGCGGACUAUCGCGAGAUGCUGCUCGCCUAUUAUGAUCUCUGCGCCGCCGUCUCGCUGGAUGUGCUGCGGCAUAUCAGUUGUGGGCUCGGCGUGCGGCCAACCACACCGCAGGGGGGCGCCGAUCCAAACAGCGAUUACGAUAUGGACUUCUUCACACCAUUUCACGACCGCUGCGAUUGUGAUCUGCAGGCAAAAUAUUAUCCGCCACUCGGACACGUCGUGCGGGGCGGACGCACACAAGGCGUGGAGGUGCGGGCAGGCGCAAAGGUGAUUCGACGUAAAGGACCACUCGCCCAACCACACAUCAACAGCAAUAAUAAUAACAACGGCAAUAAUAAUAAUAAUACUAAUAAUAAUAACAGUGAUGAGAUGGUUCGCCUUGAUACACACAAGGAUCUCAGUACUGUUACACUACUCGCACAGGAUGCCCUUGGUGGUUUAGAAGUAUGGGAUGAUGAGGAGGAAAAGUACAUUACGGUGCCUGUACUUAAUGAUGCGCUACUGGUUAACGCUGGUAUAUUUCUUGAGAAAUGGACAGGUGGUCUGCUGGAGGCAACACCGCAUCGUGUGCGAAGUGUGAAGGAUGGCAGCAGUCGCUGCAGUGUUGUCUUUUUCUGUCUGCCCAAUCACGAUGCGAAGGUGGAACCGCUGCUGCAGCAGGAUGAGAAUCCUGCAUUAGAUGCACAAGAGGGAUUCUACGCCGGUGAUUUGAUGCCAACCGCACAGUAA
Messenger RNA from Trypanosoma theileri, 1275 nucleotides. Its product is annotated as 2OG-Fe(II) oxygenase. The transcript has a single exon. Gene Ontology annotation, molecular function: dioxygenase activity. NCBI's taxonomy places the organism in Eukaryota, Euglenozoa, Kinetoplastea, Trypanosomatida, Trypanosomatidae. The record is from RefSeq and is a predicted model, not a curated record. Bases 1 to 1275 code for a protein of 424 amino acids.